Theobroma umbraticum is the source of this 972-nucleotide messenger RNA. Its product is annotated as Cysteine/Histidine-rich C1 domain family protein. The record is from RefSeq and is a predicted model, not a curated record. Lineage: Eukaryota; Viridiplantae; Streptophyta; Magnoliopsida; Malvales; Malvaceae.
GUUUGUUUCUUUGGAGUCCACUAAGCUAAAAAACAGACCAUGAAAUACAAUGAGAUUUCCCAUUUCAGCCACCCCCAACACACACUAAAAUUUGAGUACACUGAAGUUCCGUUCAAGUGUGAUGGGUGCAAAGAAUUUGGCAUUGGCUCCCGCUACCGAUGUUCCUUCUGCGACUUCGAUCUCCACAUGCACUGUGGCAUACCUUCUCUCUCGAUCUCUCAUCCUUUCUACAAAAAAUGUUCCUUUCAGUUCCUCUCGAGGCCACCUGGUGACACCCCACGUUACUGCAACGCUUGCGAAAAGGAUGUCACCGGUUUCGUUUACCAUUGCAAAUCAUGUGGAUUUGAUCUUCAUCCAUGUUGUGCGAAGCUGCCGAUGGUGUUAGACGAUGGAGAAGUGAAACUCUACCUCUACAGGAAGGUAAGCGCACCAUGCCAUCGAUGUUGGCGUAAAGGGAGGAGCUGGAGUUACCGGUCUGCUUGCAAAAAAUAUAACUUGCAUGUGGCAUGCGUUAGGGAAAUGCUAGUGGAGAAUUGGCAUGAAUUGUACUACGGGCGUGGUAAGGGUACUAGGAAGCUGGAGACUAGAAUCCCAAGCUUGAAAAAUACCCUUCAAACCCCUCACAAGAAGAGUAAAGGUAAGGUGCAGAAGUGCUGUGAGAUGGCUGGUUUAGCUCUGCAAUUUGUCAUAUCAGCUGUGCUUGGGGAUCCGACCACUCUCAUUGCUGGGGUCAUUGGAACAUUAAUGUCAAGAGGUUGAGUUCGAUCGUUGGGGCUUGAAACCUUGUCUGCUUGAUGCAAUUUAAUGUCGGGUGCCUAUAUAAAAAUGAAAAGCCCAAAACAAAGGCCAGAAUGUUUAGCUUUUAGGUACUGUGAAUAAAUUCCAUAAGUGUUAACCCACUGCCCUGAAAAUGUCAUUUCUUUUGAUUCUGUUGACUUAUAUUCUAAUUAAGAUCUAACUAAAGUCAUCUUU